AUCAACUUGUUCUUUUAAUUCUUUUCUCAACUCGUUCAGUGAUUCAGUGAAAACUGUGUUGAGUGUUAGCCUAUACGUAGUUACAGACUUACAGUAUUUCAGCAUUGUUUCAUCUGAACUUGCAGCGGUAGUGACCGGAAAAGAUGAAGUUCGGGAAGGAAUUCGCGUCUCAGAUGGUGCCAGAAUGGCAAGAUGCGUAUAUGGAUUACGGUUACUUGAAGACUCUUUUGAAAGAACUGCACCGUUUCAAACACAGGAACAAGCCGCCGGCUGCUCCCGGGCUAAAGCGAAAGCUAACACUGUAUAGAGCUUUCAGUGGCUUAACACAAAGGCACCACCAUCAUAACCCGACAAGUCCAUCGUCACCCGACGAUAUUGAAAGUCAUCCCAUUUUGGUGAAUUCCGUCGACCGGAAUGGGUCGCGAAGUUAUGAGACUACGUUCUUGAUGACGACGGAGGAAGGAGGAGAGUAUGAGCUGGUGUACUUUAGAAGGCUUGAUGAUGAGUUCAAUAAAGUGGACAAGUUUUAUAGGGUUAAAAUGCAGGAGGUGAUGAAAGAAGCUGAUGUUUUGAACAAGCAAAUGGAUGCUUUGAUUGCUUUUAGGAUUAAAGUUGAGAAUCCUCCCGGGAUUCAUUUCGACAGGUCGGUGGAGAUGACUCGUCUUGCUUCGGAUAUUGCAGCUUCUGCUGCUGCACUCUCGGCUUCUACUCCAUCUGGUGCAAAAUCAGCGAGCAAAAGGGCACCUCACCUGGAAGCCAUUGAAGAAAGCAUCCAUGGUCAAGCCAAUGACGACGACAAUGGUGAUGAGAAAGAGAGAAAUACUCCGAUCGAAGAACCCAAACCAGCGAAACCCGAAGUCAAGGUCAUCAGACCCGCUCCACUUGAAAUACUUGACCGGGUGAAAAUGAACAAUCACCUCGAGACUCCUCGUUCCACCAUUAAAGGUGUCCUCAAGGUUGAAAAACAUGCCGAGUUGAGUUUCAGUAGGGAAAAUCUAAAAAAAAUUGAAGAACAACUUAAGCGUGCUUUUGUUGAAUUUUACCAUAAGCUUCGCCUGCUUAAAAGUUACAGCUUUCUGAAUACAUUGGCGUUCUCCAAAAUAAUGAAGAAGUAUGAUAAGAUCACUUCCAGAAAUGCAUCAAAAUCUUACAUGAAGAUGGUGGAUAACUCCUACCUAGGUAGCUCUGAUGAGAUUACAAGGCUCAUGGAGAGGGUUGAAGCAACAUUCAUCAAGCACUUUUCAAAUGCAAACCGUUCCAAGGGAAUGAGCAUUUUAAGACCCAAAGCAAAACGAGAAAGGCAUAGAACAACCUUUUCAACAGGUUUUUUCGCUGGCUGUUCAGCCUCUCUUGUUCUAGCCCUUAUUCUGAUCAUACGUGCCCGUAACAUUAUGGAUAGUGAAGGAAAGAGCAAAUACAUGGAAACCAUGUUUCCUCUUUAUAGUUUGUUCGGAUUCAUUGUUCUACACAUGUUAAUGUAUGCUAUCAAUAUAUACUACUGGAGGAAGUACCGAGUCAACUACGCCUUCAUAUUCGGUUUCAAGCCGGGAACCGAAUUGGGUUAUCGACAAGUUCUUCUUCUGAGUUUUGGUCUUGGGGCAUUGGCAUUAGCUAGUGUGCUCUGCAACCUUGACAUGGAGAUGGAUCCCAAAACAAAAGACUACAAAGCAUUCACUGAACUUCUUCCUCUAAUGUUGGUUGUGUGUCUAUUUAUCAUCCUAUUCCUGCCAUUCAACAUCUUGUAUCGAUCAAGUCGAUUCGUCCUUCUCACAUGCUUGUUCCACUGUAUUUGCGCUCCUCUGUACAAGGUCACACUCCCAGAUUUCUUCUUGGCUGAUCAAUUAACUAGCCAGGUGCAAGCCAUUAGGAGCUUGGAGUUUUACAUCUGCUACUAUGGUUGGGGAGAUUUUAAACAUAGAGAGAACACUUGCAAAGAUAGCAGCGUGUAUAAUACUUUCUACUUCAUCGUGGCAGUGCUUCCAUACGUGGCUCGCUUCCUUCAGUGCCUGCGUCGCCUCUUUGAAGAGAAAGAUGCGCUGCAAGGACUCAAUGGAUUGAAAUAUUUCCUGACGAUCGUAGCUGUUUGUCUGAGAACAGCUUACAGCAUCAACAAGGGAAUAGGAUGGAGAAUAAUAGCCUGGAUCGUCUCAGCCAUUGCUGCAAUAUUUUGUACAUAUUGGGACUUGGUCUACGACUGGGGGCUUUUAAAUCGCGACUCCAAUAACUUUUUGCUGAGAGAUAAACUCCUUGUUCCUCACAAAAAAGUAUAUUUUGGAGCCAUGGGAUUGAAUGUUCUGCUGAGAUUUGCCUGGCUCCAAACAGUGUUGAACUUCAAGUUUACAUUGCAUCCGCAAACACUGACGGCAAUUGUUGCGAGUCUCGAGAUCAUUCGUCGUGGCAUAUGGAAUUUCUUCAGGUUGGAAAACGAGCAUUUGAAUAACGCCGGGAAGUAUCGAGCAUUCAAGUCUGUACCAUUACCGUUCAAUCAUGACGAGGACGAUGACAAAGACGAUUAAGUUUGUAGCCACCUGGUAAAGAGAAAUAAGUGAAGCUGGUGGUAGUUUUUGUCGGUCUAAUGUACGAAGUCCACGCUUUGUAACUUUCAAGAGGGGUCAUUGUACUAAUAACAAAAUGACAAAACAAA
Hibiscus syriacus is the source of this 2644-nucleotide messenger RNA. Its product is annotated as phosphate transporter PHO1 homolog 3-like. The record is from RefSeq and is a predicted model, not a curated record. Gene Ontology annotation, molecular function: inositol hexakisphosphate binding. Gene Ontology annotation, cellular component: plasma membrane; Golgi apparatus; cytoplasm. The transcript has 11 exons. Lineage: Eukaryota; Viridiplantae; Streptophyta; Magnoliopsida; Malvales; Malvaceae. Gene Ontology annotation, biological process: cellular response to phosphate starvation; phosphate ion transport. Bases 144 to 2516 code for a protein of 790 amino acids.